This is a messenger RNA of Closterium sp. NIES-65, 1977 nucleotides long. The record is from the annotation of a GenBank genome assembly. Lineage: Eukaryota; Viridiplantae; Streptophyta; Zygnematophyceae; Desmidiales; Closteriaceae.
AUGACAGUGCACAGUAUUGUAUACUAUUACUGCACGCCUACGAUUCCUCGUUGUCUCCUAGUAGUGGAGGGUUUUUUAAAGCGGGAGUGCCGCUAUAUUCCUUUCAUUCUGCGCCCCUCGUUGUCGGUGUUCCACUCGGCCCACAUUUCAAGCAUCAUCCUCGCUAUCGCACCCCUUCUACUGCUGACCUCCCAUCGCACACCUUGUGAUGCCGCGCGACUCGAGGCCUCGCAGGCCGCGUUUCCGUCCGUGGAGCCAGCCAAGGAGGACGCGGUGCUGCUCCGCCACGCGCUGCAUUGCGGCACGAAGCAGUGGGGUGAGCUGGGGAGGAGCGGUCAGCUCAACCGAAGCAACAAGUCGUGCUGUAACCGUUACAUCUUCCUCAGAAGGAAGUUCACUGACCGCUUUCGCGAGAGCUGCCUUGGAAAUCACCUGGGAGGAGCUGCAUUCCUCCAGCACGCUUCUUCGGACGGAGACAGUCAGCCGAUUUUCUGUCAGGAUUUCCAGCAGCAGCAGCGUCCGGAAGGCGUGUGUUCAGCUGCCCUCGCGUUCGGAGGGCUGUCGUUUGACGAGUGCACGGCUGUCUUCUUUGCCCCCAACGCACGCUGCUGCCGCCAAACCGCCUCACUGAACCUCUCUUCUGUUGCCAGCCCUCCUCCUCCUUCCCAAACCGCCAGCGUCUCUGCUACUGCGGCUGCUUUUAUUGCCGAGUUUCCAGUAUCCCAUGAAGCCUUCCCCGUUGCUGCUGCCUCCAAUGCUGCUCGGCGUCGUGCGCUGAAGCGACCAAGGGACGAGUGUCCCACGCUGGGGGCAACACAACAGCCGCUGCUCGGUGGACGUGAGAGCUGGUUGGUGCGAGGUGGGGUAGUGCGAGGUGGGGUAGUGCGAGGUGGGGUAGUGCGAGAGGGGGUGGUGCGAGAGGGGGUGGUACGAGAGGGGGUGGUGCGAGAGGGGGUGGUGCGAGAGGGGGUGGUGCCAGGGGGAAUAGUGCGAGGCUGGGUGGCGUGUAGCACGGAGCGCCGGCAUCAGUCAGUGGCAGAGCAGUUUGAGCAGCAGGGGGAGAGCAGCCGCGUGCAGCAGCAGGCAGCGGACGAAGUCCUUCUGGAGGCCCUGCUGCAGCAGGAGCAUCGCCAGCAGCAGCCGGGAGGAGCGAGGAGCAGGGCGCAGCGGGUGUUCUGGCCCCGCGUUGGGUCAGAGAGUGCCCUUCCAGGCGACGUGCUGCUGGGAUUCAGCAGCAACGAACCUGCCUUCAAGCAACGUGCUGCUCUGUCUGCUCCUCCGCCCACCCAGCCGCAUGCACCGCUGCCAGCGCCAAUGCCUUCACAGCUCGCUGCUCUGCCUAGCUGCGCUUCCUUCUUUGGUGAUUCCACCCCUUGCUGUGGGAAUUUCGCACCCUGCAUUAGGGAUUUCGCAGUGCACCGGGAGGAAUGGCUCCGCAUUGCGUCAGAGAGCGCCCUUCCAGACGACGUGCUGCUGGGACUCUGCUGCGAGGUCCCUACCUCCACGCAGCGUGCUGCUCUGUCUGCUCCUGCGCCCGCCCAGCCAUUCACAGCACCAAUGCCCUCGCCGCUCGCUGGUCUGCCUGGCCCCACUCCUGGCUGCACGAGCAGGUGCCUUACUGCGAUGCUUGCUGGGAGUACGUGUGGCACGCAGGAGCAAGAAUACCUGGAUGCAUGCAUUAACAUGCUUGGCAACAUAAACAACUCUGACAAGCACAGUGACAAGGACAACGGCACUCUCUUUCUCGACACGCCCGUGGCUCACGUGCUGCUGGGUGGGGGCGCCCUUACCGUGCCCUUGACGAGUGGUCCUCAGGCUGAGAGGCCUGCAGCACCAGGUUCUGCUGGGACCGCGCCACGUGCUGCUGGGACAGCCCUGCCAGAGUGGGCGGAGGAGCAGGGAGGGACCUUGGAAGGAGGUGCUGAGUGGCACAGGCAGCAGCAGUAUCUCGCCCAGGAGGGCAUGUCAGGACCUUGA